AUGGUCUUAACUGUUUGUUUCCUGGUUCCACCAAAGGCUCCUCACACGCUGCAGAUGAGAACAGGUGUGAGGAUGGGCGACGCCUCCCUGCAGGACUCCAUGGUGGCUGACGGCCUCACAGACGCCUUCCACAGCUACCACAUGGGCAUCACAGCUGAGAACGUGGCGAAGCAGUGGGGAGUCAGUCGAGAGGAGCAGGACCAAUUUGCUGUCAAGUCCCAGAACAAAGCAGAGGCUGCACAGAAAGCAGGACACUUUGAUCAAGAGAUUGUCCCAGUCAUGGUGCCGUCCAGAAAAGGUCCAGUGGAGGUGAAGGUGGACGAGUUUCCUCGCCACGGCAGCAACAUGGAGAGCAUGUCCAAGCUGAGACCCUGCUUCAUUAAAGACGGCAGUGGCACCGUCACGGCUGGGAACUCCUCAGGCAUCAAUGAUGGAGCAGCAGCUACUGUCCUAAUGAGCCAAUCAGAGGCUGCGAAGCGUGGCGUAAAACCCAUGGCCAGAAUCGUAUCGUGGGCUCAAGCUGGCCUUGACCCGUCUGUCAUGGGAACCGGACCGAUACCAGCCAUCAGGAAAGCGGUUGAGAAAGCAGGCUGGCAGCUGGACCAAGUCGACUUAUUUGAGAUCAAUGAAGCGUUUUCUGCCCAGUCUGUUGCUGUGGUUAAAGAGCUCGGCCUGAAUGCAGACAAGGUGAACGUGAGCGGUGGUGCCAUCGCUUUGGGCCAUCCCAUCGGCAUGUCUGGCUGCAGAGUGCUGGUGACCUUGUUGCACGCACUUCAAAGGACUGGAGGCCGAAAGGGCGUGGCAUCUCUCUGCAUAGGAGGAGGGAUGGGCAUCGCCAUGUGUGUGGAGACGGUUUGAGGAGAAAAAUCUGAUGUCGCCGCACAGAUUGCACUUGAUCUUUUUAAUGGAUAAGGGAUACUUAAACUCAUCGUUUACACUGUGGGCCAUGAUAUGAAAUGCUGACGGUUUACCUGGAUUUUUCUAAACACUGUACUUAAGAUGGAAGUGAUGAGAAUUUUUGGAUGUUAUCCAACUAUAGCUCGCCAUUCUCACUGUGAACUUAAAUUCAGCCUUCCUCAGGUUGUAGCUGUGUAGCGUGUGACUUUGUUAGGGGAUUUUAGAUGUCAAAAUAAUGUAAAAUCUAGUGUUUAAUGACAACUUAAACAUGUUCCAGUAAUAAUGUGCUAUGUAAGCACCAUGCUACAGCUGGUAGUUUUUAGCAAGCAAUCAAUGAGGACUAAUUGUUUACCCAUUUAAAAGGGACAGUUCACCUAAAAAUUUAAAUCUAAUGAAAAAAGAUGGCCCUCGGCUUGUAGUGCUCAAUACACCCCCAAAAGAAUGGAAAAAAAACCCUCAACAUAAAUGUCUCAGAGGGAAGCAUGCAGCUACAGCUAGCUUACCUAGCACGAGCUAGCAAACAUGACGGGUCAGCAGAAGUUGAUGUCAUUUAUGUCAAAUUUCAUGCUGUCACAAGCCUCUCAAAACAUGAGCAGAUGCACUGUUCCUUCUGCACAGUGGUACAGUUUGCGGGUGUAGUUUGGUAGAAAGAAAAUAGUUCCUACUUGAAACUGCUUACA
Messenger RNA from Plectropomus leopardus (leopard coralgrouper), 1577 nucleotides. NCBI's taxonomy places the organism in Eukaryota, Metazoa, Chordata, Actinopteri, Perciformes, Serranidae. The record is from RefSeq and is a predicted model, not a curated record.